Messenger RNA from Desarmillaria tabescens, 676 nucleotides. RefSeq names its product thioesterase. Gene Ontology annotation, molecular function: fatty acyl-CoA hydrolase activity. Lineage: Eukaryota; Fungi; Basidiomycota; Agaricomycetes; Agaricales; Physalacriaceae. Bases 172 to 648 code for a protein of 158 amino acids. The record is from RefSeq and is a predicted model, not a curated record. Gene Ontology annotation, cellular component: mitochondrion. The transcript has 4 exons.
CCAGCCUUUCACCCGGCGUACAUCACGCAGGAAGUUCGACGCGGUGUUCAUCCUAAAUACGCAGUAGGACACCGGUGAUUCUUAGUCGUGCUCGUGUCACUUGAUACUGUCAACCACAGACCCAGUAGCUGUAAAUUACGGGAUUGGGCGUGGAGUGUUGUUAUCACAGCAAUGUCAUCAAACGUGAAUGAAUUUCUCAAAAACAGGAAAAAAUCAGAUUAUGCUUACUUUUUGACGUAUAGGACUCGAUGGAGCGACAAUGACCAGUAUUCUCAUAUCAACAACUCGAUAUAUUACCAUCUCUUUGACUCCAUAGUCAAUGACUACCUUAUUAAUCACUGUGGCAUCAACCCGGCAGAAUCUCCUCUUAUUGGGCUUGUUGUAUCUUCGGCAUGCCAGUUCUUCUCCCCGCUCUCCUUCCCUCAAGUUCUGGAGCUUGGCCUUCGGGUUAACAGUCUGGGGCGAAGCUCCGUCACGUAUGAGGUCGGUGUUUUCGAGGAAUCCAAGAUGCGGCCAGCCGCGGUCGGCGGCUAUACGCAUGUUUUUGUCGAAUCAAAAUCACGAAAGAGCGCCCCGAUAAGUAAGCAGAAGGGCUUAGAAGAAGGUCUGAAAAGGCUCCAUGCCGAUAAGCUGCGAUCAAACCUAUAAUGAGCCGUUGCUAAAGAUAUACAGUUCC